Messenger RNA from Cherax quadricarinatus, 5694 nucleotides. NCBI's taxonomy places the organism in Eukaryota, Metazoa, Arthropoda, Malacostraca, Decapoda, Parastacidae. The record is from RefSeq and is a predicted model, not a curated record.
UUAAUACUUAUGCCGAGGUGACCCUUAACAACAACAAUAACAAUGCGAUGGAAGCUACUGUGGUUCUUUUGGCUUCUGCACCAGCCUUCGUCGGGUGUGGACGUAUCUCUCUCGCCUGAACAUCAGUAGCAAAUUUCCCUCGUUCUCACUGGGACGCUCAUCUAUUUUACCCGCCGAGCACUCGACAGGAGGGGCACCUGUUCAUCGGCUUACUUUUAGCCAGCUCCAUUUUUUCAGCUCUGUGGAAAAUUCUUUAUCGGUCUUGGUGGGAAGCCGGUUACUGAACUCAGGUGGGAGUGUGGGCGUCCCUCUCUGCUGGGGCUUGGCAAGGGCGUCCACCGGAUCUAAUUGGAAACUUCAAGUUUCUGUCUCUGUUUACAAAGGAACUUUCGUUCCUUUUCUCUCAUCGCACAGCCUUGGGCAACAAUUUUUCCUCGUACCAUCAAGAAACCGGGCUCAGUACAGCUUAUGCUGUCAGUGGCCCUGAUAAACCCAACAAAGAAGUUACAUUACCUACAAUGGUGUUAUCAAGAGCAAAUAAAGUUGGCUUAAUUGGACUAAAGUUUCAUUCAAAAUUUGUGGAGAAAACAAGAGUGGCAGUCUGUCCUGUGAGAUGUCUCUUGCUGCAGAGUUGGCAAUCUACAUCACAUCCAGCUAAUAGUGCCCAAGCAAACGAUCUCAAAAAUCUCGACAAAAUUCGCAACAUUGGCAUCAUGGCACAUAUUGAUGCAGGAAAGACAACAACCACUGAACGCAUGCUGUUCUAUAGUGGUUUCACAAAAACUGUUGGUGAGGUUCAUGAUGGAGAUACAAUUAUGGAUUACAUGGAACAGGAACGAGAAAGAGGGCACCCAUGUUUUCCCCUUACUUUGGCUACUUUUAAAAAUCCACCCGGGAACCUCAACAAAAUGGACAAACCAGCAGCUAGUCUUCAUAUGUGUCGAGAAUCAAUAAAAGAAAAGCUUCAUGCCACUCCAUUAGUUUUACAAUAUCCAGUGGGUCAAGGAAAAGAAUUUACUGGAUUGGUUGACCUUGUGCAUAUGUGCAAGAUGAUAUGGAGUCAGCAGAGUAGAGACUAUGGCAGCAAGUAUGAGGUUCAUACUUUGAAUAAAGAUGGUGAUGACAGUUUGUGGGACCCAUCCUUCUUGGCAAGAUGUGAACUGACAGACCAGCUAGCUGAUCUUGACAACAAGCUGGCAGAGUAUGUGUUAGAAAAGGAGUCAAUAGAGAAUGUACCUCCACCAAUACUUGAAGAAGCAAUAAGAAGAGUCACAAUAAACCAGACUGCAGUUCCUGUUCUCAUGGGCAGCUCAUACAAGAAUACUGGGGUCCAGCCAUUAAUGAAUGCGGUGAUCAGUUACCUGCCAUCCCCUCAGGAACGCCAGCUUGAGACUGUUGCAUUAUAUGCCCCUCACCUCUGUGCUAUGGCAUUUAAGAUUGUCCAUGACAAACAGUUUGGUGGCAUAUUAACUUUUGUUCGAAUAUACUCUGGGCAUUUGGAGAAGGGUCAGAGGCUGUAUAAUAUAAAUGCAGAACAGCCAGAGAAAGUGGGAAGAGUUAUGAUUGCUUAUGCUGACACCUUCAAGGAGAUACCAACAGUCAAAGCAGGAAAUAUUGUGGUUCUUACUGGAUUAAAGAUUACUAGUACGGGAGACACUCUGGUCGGAAGUUAUUCUUUAGCCAACAAUGUUAAGAGGAAGUUACUGGAUGACAAGAGAGAUCCCCAAACAGCCAUGUUGCUUGGUGUUAAAGUGCCUGAGCCAGUCUUCUUCUGCUCUGUAGAGGCACCUUCCACAUCACAGCAAAAGGCCUUAGAUGCAGCUCUCAUACAGCUACAGAGGGAAGACCCCAGCUUAAAAGUAAAAGUUGACCAAGAUACUGGACAAACUGUUCUCUCUGGUAUGGGAGAGCUUCAUCUUGACAUCAUUCGAGAUCGUAUCCAGAAAGAAUUUAAGGUGGAGGCAGAAUUGGGCCCAUUACAAGUGGCUUACAGAGAAACAUCCAGAAUGUCCUGUACUCACACUCUUGAUGUUAACAAGAUGAUAAGUGAGAUGAGACAACAAGUGAAAUUAACACUCUCCAUUGAGCCUGAAUGUAACUACAGGUUCAGCUCACUUGAGUUGGCAUUCUCUAAAGACAAUCUAGAAAAUCUUCAUGCUAUACGCCAUCACCACAUGUCAGCCUUAAACCGGGGUGUGAGUUCUGCUUUGACCAGUGGACCCAUUCUAGGUUUCCCAGUCGUUGACAUAAAAGUUGCCUUAAACUGGUUGGAAGUUGGCCGUGGAACAUCAGAAACCAUAGUUGCUGCUGCAGCUGCUCAGUGCAUCCAUCAGCUCUUGCAAAAAGCUCAUUGCCAGUUACUUGAACCCAUCAUGGAAAUGGAGAUAGUCACAGAUGAAGAAUACACAUCACGUGUCCUUGGUGAUCUUUCUCGUAGAAGAGGAAGCGUCUUGCAAGUUGCACAUCGCCAAGACUUGAGGGUGAUCACAGUAGAAUGUCCACUAGCAGAACUGAUGGGUUACUCAACAGCUUUGCGAACUCUUACAUCAGGAACAGCGACCUUUACCAUGGAGCUCUCUGACUACCGGUUGAUGAAUUUAUCUGAACAGGCAGCAGCAAUUGAAGCCAUUACAGGAUUUGCUCCACAGUAAAUAUUUGCUGUUAGGUAUUCAUCAAAAUUAUCAAACUUUAACUGACAUAGAUUGUGCAAUUUGUUGUACUGUACACAGUAGCAGAUCUACAUUUUUGGGGCUUUGAAGGUUGAACUUCUAUGGGACCCCUUCACAACCAGCCUACAUGAUACUUUAACCCUUUCAGGGUCCGUCCUGUAGUUCUAUGGCUUUGAAACCAGGGUCCAAGCCAUAGAACUACGCCAAAAUUCUAGCGGCCUCAAAUUUAGUGCGAAAAGGCUGGUAGGCCUACAUCUAAGAGAAUGGGUCUGUGUGGUCAGUAAACAAAAAAUCUGGGCACCCGCAUGGGAACGCUGUCUCGGUACGCUUUGUUCACCAUGCCCUGCAGCAAGAUAGCUCUCACUCUGAGGCGAAUUGGGACUCUCCUCUUCCCAAGUGAUACUUCUGACACUGACGGAAAUGGAUCUGAAGAGGAAUUCUAUGGUUUUGAUCAAUUUGUGACCGAACGCCAUGAUCAGGAUAUUGAAAAUAGUGCUGAAAAUCCUGAUGACCCUCAGCCUUCCACCUCGGGUGCUGGUGCCUCUGUCACGUUCAGUUGUACCUCGUUGCAAGAGAAAACUAAUAUUUUCACGUGGCCAGGCCUCGGACUUGAGUAAUACAGUGAUAUCGCAGUCAAGACUACAUUGGUGGAAGGAGACAACUGUGGCUGAAAUGUAUUUGUUUUUUGCAAAAAUAAUACUUAUGCCUCAUGUCUAUAAGCAUAAUAUAAAAUCAUACUGGUCCAUAAAUCGUCUAAUUUGUACCCCGGCCUUCAGUGAAAUCCCAGUGAACAGAUUUGUCUUACUGUUACGUAUGUUGCACUUCUCUGACAAAACCAGGCCUGGCAGAAAUGACAGGUUAUACAAGAUUAGAAAUGUUCUUAUGUAUCUGAAACAAAAGUUCAACAUGUACUUUUAUCCAUUCAAGAAUCUUGUAAUUGAUGAGUCUUUGAUUUUGUUCAAAGGCAGACUGUCAUUCAAGCAGUAUAUACUGAGCAAGAGGAAAUUCUUUGGUAUAAAACUGUUUGUACUGUGUGACUGUGACGGUGGCCUGGUAUUGGACAUAAUUGUAUACACGGGAAGUAAAACAUUGAAUGUUACCGGGAUGUUAUUGGGUAUCUCAGGUGACGUAGUGAGAACAAUGAUGGCACCAUAUCUUGGUAAGGGGCAUACAUUAUAUGCUGAUAACUGGUACACAAGUCCCUUACUCACUGAUUUCUUGCGAGUGAACGUGACAGACGUUUGGCACAGUGUGUUCUAAUCGUAAAAAUAUGCCCAAGUUCAACACGAGCACUUGUAGUGGUGACGUGUAGGUGUUUACUGCCAAUGACAUCAUGGCAUUGCGGUGGCAUGACAAAUGAGAUGUCACGUUGUUGACAUCCAUUCACCAUAACGAAAUGAAAGACAGUGGCAGGGUGGAUAGUGACUAAUGAACGUAUUUUAAAACUAGCAACAGUGGUUGAUUAUACACAAAACGUGCGUUUGGUUGACAAAUGUGACAUGUAGAUUGGCUUUGUCGACUGUGUUCAUAAGAGUUACAAGUGGUACAUGAAACUUUUCUUCCAUCUCGUGGACAUUUCAAUGCUUAAUGCACAUAAAGACCGGCAACAGACCACUGUAUGAUGAAUUUUGUUUAUCUGUCAUCAGACAACUAAUAAGUACCAAGUCACAACACCUGCUAUACAAAACUGUCCACAAACUGAUCACCAAUUACCCAAUCAUUUGAGGUGGGAAGGUGAUUACUUCCUAAUACAGCUUCCUGCAACUAAGAAGAAAUGGGCCCAGAAAAGAUGUGUAGUCUGUGCACAAAGACACUCGGUUUAUGUGCGAGGAAUGCAAGACACCACUGUGCAUGAUACCUUGCUUCAAAGACCUCCACAGACUGCAGCAGUUCUAGGAACAUGUCCAGUGAUUGCACAUAUGUAAAUACAUAAUAGAACAUUACUAAUAUACAACAUUUUUGCAUGUUUUAUGUUGUAAACAAGUUUUGUAAGCAAUAUGAUAAAUUAGUACGGUUAUUGUGUUGAUCGGAAAUUUUUGUUUGUUUCAUUACCUACAGAAAAUUAUUAUCUUUAAUGCUCUAAGAUUUAUUUAUUUUUUUUUUUUUCUUUUUGAAAAAAUUCUUCAACCCUGGCUCACACUUUGAGAUUUGGCCUCUGGACCCUGAAAGAGUUUUAUUACCUUCUAAUUUUCAUUUUCAUUUGAAUUAUACUAUAUUACUGAGAGCGCUUGAAUUUCCUGAACCUGUACUCCCUGGAAUGCAGGCGGGAGAGAUACAUGAUUAUAUACACCUGGAAAAUCCUAGAGGGACUAGUACCGAAUUUGCACACGAAAAUCACUCACAAUGAAAGCAAAAGACUCAGCAGACGAUGCAACAUCCCCCCAAUGAAAAGCAGGGGUGUCACUAGCAUGUUAAGAGACAAUACAAUAAGUGUCAGGGGCCCGAGACUGUUCAGCUGCCCCCCAGCAUACAUAAGGGGGAUUACCAAUAGACCCCUGGCUGUCUUCAAGCAGGCACUGGACAAGCACCUAAAGUCGGUACCUGACCAGCCGGGCUGUGGCUCGUACGUUGGAUUGCGUGCAGCCAGCAGUAACAGCCUGGUUGAUCAGGCUCUGAUCCACCAGGAGGCCUGGUCACAGACCGGGCUGUAGGGGCAUUGACCCCCAGAACUCUCUCCAGGUAAUAUUAUUUAUGUUUUUUAUAAACCCCUUCUCAUACAGUAGACUCAAAAUUUUUAAGCAAUGUGGACUAAAGUCUCUUCUGGGGUCUCUCCAGGAUUAGGGACCCUGAAGUUUAAGCUUCAUUAGUUUCAUAGUAGAUCUGCCCCUGACUGUACAGUAUAAAUUAAAAUCUUAUUACAGAUUACAGGAACAUUUUAGACAUUUCACAAAUUAUUGAAAAUUAUAAUGAGAUAAUUGGUUACUGUCAAGACAUUUUAGAUAAAAAAUGAUCAAAUUGAAGGUAUUGGUGAGUUACACUUGUAUUUGUAUAUUAUGUAUAUUAAGUAAAUAAAUUAUUUUUCUUA